Messenger RNA from Cryphonectria parasitica EP155, 363 nucleotides. RefSeq lists its product as uncharacterized. Bases 1 to 363 code for a protein of 120 amino acids. NCBI's taxonomy places the organism in Eukaryota, Fungi, Ascomycota, Sordariomycetes, Diaporthales, Cryphonectriaceae. The record is from RefSeq and is a predicted model, not a curated record. The transcript has 5 exons.
AUGCAGUCUAACCUAUCAGCAAUCGCGGCGUGGUCAGGAGCUGCAUUGCUACCUAGCCACAGCCCCUUUCAUGAUGACGAUUUGUCUGACUGUGGGAGUCUGGCGGUCUUCCUGAAGCAAGUAGGUCGUUACUCAACGCGGCCAGAUAACGAUCAAUGGACAGCUUUGAUGGACUACAGAGGUUCUCGAUUCAAGAGUCGCAGAGACGUAGUGUGUUUCGAGUCUCUAAAACGAGAAGACGAUGAAUCAAGUAGAGUUCAGCUCAUUCGGCUGUUAGAUGGACUGCACCACGACAGGCAGUGUUCCUACAGUGGCGUCUUAAAGCGGCCGUACCAAGUAUCCGCAGGGAGUUCCCGUGCCUGA